Penicillium concentricum is the source of this 972-nucleotide messenger RNA. Its product is annotated as amidohydrolase family protein. NCBI's taxonomy places the organism in Eukaryota, Fungi, Ascomycota, Eurotiomycetes, Eurotiales, Aspergillaceae. Gene Ontology annotation, biological process: secondary metabolic process. The record is from RefSeq and is a predicted model, not a curated record. Bases 1 to 972 code for a protein of 323 amino acids. The transcript is spliced from 2 exons. Gene Ontology annotation, cellular component: cytoplasm; cytosol. Gene Ontology annotation, molecular function: hydrolase activity; carboxy-lyase activity.
AUGGAGAAAAUUGACACCCAUUGUCACAUUGUAACCGACGGCUGGAGAAAAUGGUGCGAAAAGAUGGACUGGGACAAGCCUGAUGGGAUGCCAUGCAUACCGGCCUGGACCGCGGAAGGUCAUAUUGAGCUUAUGAACAAGCUUGGCAUUAAGAGAUCCAUUCUUAGCAUCACAUCCCCUGGCACCCAUCUGAAGACAGGAGAUUUUGAACUCGCUAAACAGGUUACACGUGAAACCAACGAUGAAAUUGCCCAAAUCUGCCGCAAAUUUCCUGAUCGCUUCAAGUUCUUUGCUUCCCUUCCACUCCCUGAUGUGGAGGGAACCCUCGAGGAAAUCGACCGUGCAUUGGAAAUUGGCGCGGUGGGCUUUGCAGUCAUGACCAAUGCCCAAGGGUACUAUAUGGGCGAUUCACGACUGGAUUCCGUCUUCAACAAGCUCAAUGAGCGAAAGGCCAUAUUGUUCAUGCACCCGACACAAUGCUGCUCAGUGGACAACCCGGACACCGACAAACCGCUGCCCCAAUACCCAACGCCUAUGAUGGAGUACUUUUUCGACACAACAAGAGCUGUUGUUAAUCUGCUCUUGUCGGGCACCGUGACAAGAUACCAAAAUAUUACAUUCCUGGUUUCUCACUGUGGUGCAACACUACCUCCGCUCAUUGAACGAUUUACCACUUUCUCUGGGUUGCCGUGGUUCAAAUGUGCUGGGGAGCUGACGAGUGACCAAGUUAAGGAGCUAUUUCGCACAAGAUUCUUUUUUGACCUUGCCGGCAUGCCAUUCCCGGAUCUGAUUCAUGGAUACUUGAGAGUUGGGGAGUCGAGUCGUCUGCUUUAUGGCAGUGAUUAUCCUUACACACCCGGAAGCAUGGUGGAAGCACUGGAUCAAAAGAUGGAUGUUAACCUUCAGCGGCUGUUUAAUGAAAAGGAUGUGCAGAGGAUAUAUACUGGUAACGCGGAAUCUCUUGGGCUGUGA